AAUUCGGCAAGCGACAGGAAGAAGUGGAAAGACGACCUACACAAGGCGAACCACGAAUUCUUGCUGGGAUUUCCCUCCAUUUCCCUUCCGUCACCGCGUCCGCAUGGCGAGCGCUGCAAGCCAUCCGCACACAUUGUCACGAUGUUCAAAAAGGCGCCAACGAUCAAGCCAUCGACGCUGGUGCGCUCCUCUAAUCGAAGAUCGCUCAUAGCUCAGCUGCAGUCCCAAUUCCCAGCCUUCGCGUCCGCGUCGCCCGACCUGGUGCUCAAGCUCGUGCCCGAGACGCUGCACCAACGCAAUGCUAGCACUCAUGCAGACGACAAGGCGGUGCUGUAUACGGACGAGAAGGGGAGACCUUUGUGGUUCGAAAUCGGCAACACUGCCGGGAAAGGAGCGGAAAAGGCAGGCAAGGGAAAAGGCUUGUCCAAAGUCGAAGUGAUUCCUACUGUGUAUGCUUUAUGGCUGCUGCCUACGCUGCUCCCCCGAGUCCCUACGGAGUCUAAGCUGGUGGCCUCCGCGGACAGUGCGCUCAUGUCCGGCACAUCCUUGAUGGUGCCGGGCUUCCUCCCACCCCCAAACACGUUCCCCAUUUCGUCUGGAUCAGACUUGCCGAGGACAGGUGACCUAAUCAGCAUUACCGCUCAAGGAUCCAGUGUGCCCCUGGUGGUGGGCAAGCUCGAGAUCGACAUGAAAGACAUCGUCGAACGGCGAAGCAAAGGGGAAAAGGGGAAAGCUGUCAAGAUCCUGCACACCCAUUGGGACGAACUCUGGGCGCUCGGAGGUAGCAAAGAACCGCCUAGUGAAGCUGCUCUGCCGGACGUUUCAAGCUUGUCUCUCGCGACGGACUCAUCAGAUCCCGCGGCGCAUGGUGCUGCAGCUGAAGCUGGGGCAUCAGGCGCAGCAGAAAAGGCAGAGCCGGACAGUACAGAGGACGCGGGAGCAGGUGAAUCUGGAUUGGCAGCUGAAGAUGGACCGCAAGGAGAUACUGCAGACUUGCUGGCGGAUCUAUUAAGCGGGGGCGGCGAUGCUGAGGAGGAUCAAGAGACGUCCUCUCGGAUAACAGCGUUGACCGCGAAGGAUGUCGAUGCUUUGCUUGACCUGGCUCUGCUGAGCGCAGUAGCCCAAGACACGCCAGAAGAGCUGCCAGUCGAGUCGAGCAUCUUUUAUCAGCUCCAUGUCCUGCCAAACAGACCCACUACGUGGCCUCCGACUCCGGAGGGGGGUUUACAGGAUGCGUCGUAUGAUGAUGUGGAGCCCAAGAGGCAAAAGACGGCGGUCAGACCAGACGAUGAUGUCAGGAAGAGCUCAGCCAAAAAAUUGGCUAAAUGGGUGAAGACGGCUGAGAAGAGUGGAGUGUUCAAGACGAAAGAUGUCAAGGGCAAGACGCUCAUCACCGAAUUUGACACUGAUCACCCAGAUGUGACCACGCUGAAGCCGUUCAUUACGCUCAAGAGUCUGACGAGUAGCGAUGCGACUGAGGCUGCUGAUGAGAUCGAUCAUAGUGCGCCUCAUCCUGCUGGGUCAGAGACGACGUCAAACCCAAAUUUGCACUUGCGCACCGUUGUAGAACGUUUUUGGACACCUUCAAAUCAAGCCGUCAAGCUUUUCCAGAGCGCAGGCUAUCCGACCUCCGCUCCCUCUUCGCGGCCUGCUAUUCGAGAGAUGCUCGAGGCCUAUGUUGCCAAGCAUCAGUUGCGCGAUGGGCGACAAAAGGACCAUGUUCGACUGAACGAUACUCUCCUAGUGAAUGCUCUUUUCCCUAAAGCUUCAGCCAACAAGGACGAGGUGCCGGCGGUGAUGAGCAAGCCGGCAAUUCUGGAUAAGCUGAUUAGCACAAGCUGCACUGAACACCACCGGGUCUCUAGAUUAUCUGCCUCCAAAGCGGCGCAAGCGGAAAAGAUCAACGCCGAAUUGGGAGGUGAGGACGUGGAGCUGGAAGAGGGAGAAAGUAGGGGUCCUAUGCGAAAGGGAGUCGCUACUCCUGUGAGAAUAGAGAUCAAGCAAAGGCAAGGCAAAAAAGUGGUGAGCCUCGUCACUGGUCUAGAAAGCUUUGGUGUGGAUCCCAAGGAUCUCGCUGCCGAAUGCAAGCGUAAAAUGGGAGCCAGCGCGAGCGUCUCGCCAUUGGCGACAUCUUCACCCAAGAAUCCUCUAUUUGAGCUUCUCAUCCAGGGUAAUCAGAGCAUUGCGCUAGUCAACAUGCUUGCGGACCUCGGAGUCGAAAAGAGGCUGGUCAAGGUCGAAGAUGGAGGUAAAGGUAAAAAGUGAAGGAUUCUUGUGUGCAACUGUUUGCUCUCGACAGCGUGGACGAUCCUGCUCAAUGAUGACCCGCUGGCUGGCUUAAUUGUGUCUCGCAUUCAUGUUGCACUUCCAUACUGUCCCACCCCUCCUUGCAAGCGCGGGUGAUCAAGGCUGACGGCAAGGAAUCGGAAAGACGUCACCACGAAUGAUUUUGAUGAAAGCCUUGCCAGCAGCCUAAUGUCGAUGUGAGU
This is a messenger RNA of Ceraceosorus guamensis, 2489 nucleotides long. RefSeq lists its product as hypothetical. The transcript is spliced from 6 exons. Gene Ontology annotation, biological process: formation of translation preinitiation complex; translational initiation. The record is from RefSeq and is a predicted model, not a curated record. Gene Ontology annotation, molecular function: translation initiation factor activity. Bases 142 to 2265 code for a protein of 707 amino acids. Lineage: Eukaryota; Fungi; Basidiomycota; Exobasidiomycetes; Ceraceosorales; Ceraceosoraceae.